CCAUGGCUCCCAAGAAGCCCGAGCCUAAGAAGGCCGAGCCUAAGAAGGAGGAACCCAAACCGGCGCCUAAACCAGCGGAACCAGAGCCCAAAAAAGAAGUGGAAUUCAACCCGGCUUCGGUCAAGGUGGAAUUCACCCCUGACCAGAUUGAAGAAUUUAAGGAAGCGUUUUCCCUUUUUGACCGGACGCCCAAGUCGGAGAUGAAAAUCACCUACGCCCAGUGUGGAGAUGUCCUGAGGGCCCUGGGGCAGAACCCGACCCAGGCUGAGGUCAUGAAGCUGCUGGGCAGACCCAAACCUGAAGAGAUGAACUCCAAGAUGAUCGACUUUGAGACCUUCCUGCCCAUGCUCCAGCACAUUGCCAAGACCAAGGACACCGGGACCUACGAGGAUUUCGUGGAGGGGCUGCGGGUGUUCGACAAGGAGGGCAACGGGACGGUCAUGGGAGCCGAGCUCCGCCACGUCCUGGCCACGCUGGGGGAGAGGCUGACUGAGGAGGAAGUGGAUAAAUUGAUGGCUGGGCAGGAAGAUGCCAACGGCUGCAUCAACUACGAAGCUUUUGUGAAACACAUCAUGGCUAACUGAGCCCAGGACAAGAUAAGCACCGAGAAUCCCUCGGAUUUCCACGUGCUGGAAUUUCUCCUUGUUUUUCAGCCCAGAGCCCCAAAACGUGCCUAACUCCCUAAAGAUAUUUGGAUAUUUUUGUUUAUUUUGCCUUGUUCCUCCAUGGGAAGAGGGUGGAUCCUGUGGAGAUCCAACAGAAGAAACUGGAAUGUGAACAGUGAAUCCCUGGGAAUUUCUUUAGGAUGAAGGACAUAAACAGAAAUACAAAAUUGAGGGAAAGGGAGGAAUUCUUUUUAUUAAUAAAU
Messenger RNA from Catharus ustulatus (Swainson's thrush), 868 nucleotides. It is a transcript of the gene MYL3, whose product is annotated as myosin light chain 3. NCBI's taxonomy places the organism in Eukaryota, Metazoa, Chordata, Aves, Passeriformes, Turdidae. Gene Ontology annotation, cellular component: myosin II complex. Bases 3 to 584 code for a protein of 193 amino acids. Gene Ontology annotation, molecular function: calcium ion binding. The transcript is spliced from 7 exons. The record is from RefSeq and is a predicted model, not a curated record.